CCACUAGCGUAAAGGCUGCACUCCUAUCAUGCAUGCUUUCUUGGAGAGAAACCGCAUGAAACUCAAUGGAACCCACUUUGGAAUUAACGUGCAAUUCGUUGCGAUAUAAGGCUUGUUCUUUCUCUAUGAGCAUACGAGUAGAAGUAGCCAAGAAGACGAGGCUCUCACCACCAGUCGUUGGACUACAGCGCCCAUCACCCCGUGCCGCAAUUCAGCGUGGUUGAUAAGCGUUGCAGCUCCCAGACAUGGGAACAGUCUAUCAUAGCCAGAGGAAAAGACAGAAAGGGAUUGUGGGAGACGUAGUUUCAGCACGAGGAAUGCGAAGCAAGCUAGACGCGCACAGGGGGACAAGAGAACAGAGCGCUUUGGGAACCGUAGUUUCGUUGAGGCAAGCAGGAGUUGGAGAUUUGCAGAGGAAGACUACGUUUCCCAAGUACCUCUGCGCGAGUGGGGCAGCGAUCUGCGUUUUUCUCCACCUUCUUUCCUUGGGUUAAGCCUUGGGCGCCCGGGGAGACGGCGACUGUGUUGUUGAGAUUUCGGCUCUGGUCUGGGUAGCCUCGCAGGAAGAGGAGAAGGGGAAGGAAGAAGCAGACCGGCAGCAGUGGUGCUGAAAGAACUGUUCCUUGCUAAAACUGGUGAGAAAUCUGUUUGACAGCAGCAUUGUGUAUGUGUCUUUUUUUAAAAUACAUCCAGUAUACAGAUAUAGGCUUGGAAAAAUGAAUAAAGAUGUACAAAUGAGAGCAACUAUUAACCAAAAGCUAAUCGAAACAGGAGAACGAGAACGCCUUAAAGAACUUCUGAGAGCCAAAUUAAUUGAAUGUGGUUGGAAAGACCAGCUGAAAGCACACUGUAAAGAAGUCAUCAAAGAGAAAGGACUAGAGCAUGUCACCGUUGAUGAUUUAGUGGCAGAAAUCACUCCCAAAGGCAGAGCCUUGGUACCUGACAGUGUAAAAAAAGAACUUCUACAAAGAAUACGAACAUUCCUUGCCCAGCAUGCCAGCCUUUGAUUCUUCCAUUGAAUUUUACCAUGUCAAGUGAAUUGUGCUGGAAACUGGAAAAAAAACAUUUUCCCAUGCUUUAGGUUUAAGGUUCAACUUUUUUUUUUAAUGUUUAGUUACUGGAACUGUACUUUGCUACACUGAAUUGUGCAUCUUGAUAUUUUAAUAAAAAAAACUAACAACCUUAUGUGUGUAUGUCAGAAAGAAAUUACCUUUCUUGCCAUUAAAAUGAUGGUGUGCGGCUUGACACAA
Molecule: messenger RNA, 1250 nt
Organism: Hemicordylus capensis (graceful crag lizard)
Lineage: Eukaryota; Metazoa; Chordata; Lepidosauria; Squamata; Cordylidae
Gene: ENY2
Product: ENY2 transcription and export complex 2 subunit
Exons: 6
Coding region: 717-1007 (96 amino acids)
Biological process (GO): regulation of transcription by RNA polymerase II; positive regulation of DNA-templated transcription; poly(A)+ mRNA export from nucleus
Cellular component (GO): nuclear pore; DUBm complex; SAGA complex
Molecular function (GO): transcription coactivator activity; chromatin binding
Source: RefSeq, a predicted model, not a curated record